AUGUUUCGGUCGACACUAGCGCCCAUGCUGGCUCUCAAGAGGAGCUUGGCCACUUCACUGAGGCUACUCAACGAAGAACUAACCAAAGCAUCCUCCAAGAAGAUCGACAACCACUUGAACUUUUUAAAAAAAUACUACUCGCCCGAGUUGUUAGAGAGCAUCAAGAUCACCGAAUCGCUAGUUGAACCAAAAGAAUAUCUCAAUUUGAAAAGCAGAGGCGUCAAGAGCCGCUCCAGUGUGCCGCCAAAAGAAGUCCACCGCGAUUACUCCAAGACCGAUCCCGAAUGGCAAGAACCCAUCUUGUACCCAAAUCAAGGUUUAGGUAGAGUUCCAUAUCCGCCAAUUCCGCAAGUGUACAGCCCAGAUAGAGACGAUUUGAGGAUCCGGUUCACUGACGCACCGCGUGGGCCCCAUGACCUGGCGCAAUCUGCCACGGCCAUCAAGACACCGCGCGAAAUCUCCCGCGGGAUCAGCGAAUUGACGGGGUUGAAUGAACGGUAUAUAAGGAAUCUUUACGUGCGACCAUUGGUGAUGAAGCGCGUUUCGCUCAAGACCGCCAAGGGCAACAUCCCCAACUUCUUCGUCAUGAGCAUCGCGGGAGACCGAAACGGGAUGAUUGGGUUGGGCAUCGGCAAAUCGAGAGAUGGGAUCCGCACCGCUGCGACAAAGGCCCACUGGGCCGCUGCUAAAAACUUGAAAGCCAUCAAACGGUACGAUAACCGCACCAUUUUGCAAGCUUUCAAUAAGAAGUUCCACGCUUGCAGGUUAAAGUUUAGUCCCGCGCCCAUUGGGUUUGGAUUGAGAUGCAAUAGAAUUGUGUUUGAAAUCUGCCAAGCGGCCGGCAUCAAGGACUUACGAGGCAAGAUUCAUAAACUGAGAAACCCCAUGAUUGUUGCUCAGGGUUUUGUAGAGGCAUUGCAAGAACAGAGGUCGAUUGAAGAGUUGGCUUUGAACCGUGGAAAGAAGAUUGUUGAGUUGAGAAAAGUGUAUUAUUCUCAGUAA
Messenger RNA from Lodderomyces beijingensis, 1002 nucleotides. The record is from the annotation of a GenBank genome assembly. NCBI's taxonomy places the organism in Eukaryota, Fungi, Ascomycota, Pichiomycetes, Serinales, Debaryomycetaceae.